UCGCCGCCGCUGAGCCACUGCACACGUGCAGAUAGCACCUGCUAUGUGCGUAGUGUGAUUGGGUGUGGCGGAUCGAGUGGAGCUGCCGCAGCCCUAACGCGGCGCGGAUCAAUGUCCGACCACGGCGGACCGGCCUCGCCGCGGACGGGGAAGCACCCCUACUACCGCGGCAUCCGCAGCCGCAGCGGCAAGUGGGUGUCGGAGAUCCGGGAGCCGAGGAAGACGCGCCGCAUCUGGCUCGGCACCUUCCCGACGGCCGAGAUGGCCGCCGUGGCCUACGACGUGGCCGCGCGCGCGCUGCGCGGGCCCGACACGGUGGUCAACUUCCCGGACCUGGCCGCGUCGCGCCCCGCGCCCGCGUCCACCUCCGCGGACGACAUCCGCGCCGCCGCCGCGGAGGCCGCCGCGGCGCUGCAGGAGCCCGAUCGCCGGCGGGCCCGCGGCAUUGCCCCCGCGGCGGCCGGUGGAGACGCGCAGCAGCAGCAGACGGCCGGCGGGAGCAGUGGCGCGGCGCCGCAGCAGGAAGGCGGUGGCAGCGGCGCGGGGAGCCACUACUUCCUGGACGACGAGGCGCUCUUCGAGACGCCGCAGUACCUGCGCAACAUGGCCGCCGGGAUGAUGAUGAGCCCCCCGAGGCUCGGCCACAACUCCUCCGACGACUCGCCGGACCCGUCGGAGGCCGGGGAUAGCCUCUGGAGCUACCGUGAUCCGUAGAUUGAUGCCGGUAAUGGCGAAUUGGCGAUGGCAGUAAUAAUGGAUGUGGUAAGGAAACUAAUAAGCUCCACUAACACUAAUGGAUGUGGUAAGGAAACUAAUAAGCUCCACUAACCUGGAAGCUGGGAAGAAUGACGUGGAAGCCCGGCCGGAAGAUGCAGUGUAUCUUCCCCUUCUCUCCUUUCACCCCCUCGAUGUGUGUGUUUUACUGUGGAAGCCAGAAGUGAAGCCCUUUUUUUCCCACUUGUAUCUCUACCUAGCUAGUGGAAUGCCUACCUAUUCGGCCGUUGCAAUACAUACGGAACUGCAGAGGUAUACACAUGUAUACAUGCAUAUAUAUAUGUAUAAGUACUGCUGUUUGUUGUAUGAGUGGAUGUCGUUGUGUAAGUUUUGAAUUGUGCUCAUUAAUUAAUCGGUAUUACAGUUGGUGAUCA
Panicum virgatum (switchgrass) is the source of this 1148-nucleotide messenger RNA. RefSeq names its product ethylene-responsive transcription factor ERF027-like. Gene Ontology annotation, biological process: regulation of DNA-templated transcription. Lineage: Eukaryota; Viridiplantae; Streptophyta; Magnoliopsida; Poales; Poaceae. The record is from RefSeq and is a predicted model, not a curated record. The coding region runs from base 112 to 714 and encodes 200 amino acids. Gene Ontology annotation, molecular function: DNA binding; DNA-binding transcription factor activity. The transcript is spliced from 2 exons.